Drosophila hydei is the source of this 565-nucleotide messenger RNA. RefSeq lists its product as uncharacterized. The transcript has 4 exons. The record is from RefSeq and is a predicted model, not a curated record. Bases 5 to 565 code for a protein of 186 amino acids. NCBI's taxonomy places the organism in Eukaryota, Metazoa, Arthropoda, Insecta, Diptera, Drosophilidae.
AGCUAUGAUUGCUACUGGACCAUUGGUUUCUAACGACAGACGAAUGCUUUUUUUGCGUUUAUUUUUAUUUUUGGCCUUUUUGGGCUUUUCAGGCAUCACUGCAAAUCUUGAGUUUAAUAAUGUCAAGUGCUUGACUCAUGGCAAAGAAUAUGUGGAGUUCGAAUAUUGCUAUUUGAAGUCCAUAAACCGCACCUAUAAAUACUUUUCAUUAAAGGCUGUAAUCCAUCAGUUACCAGUUCGAAAUGUUAAGGUGGAAUUCAAAAUUCUGAAGCGUGACAACCGACACAUAUUUGAACAAUUUAAUGGCGUCGUAAAUGUCUGCAAAUUCUUCAAAGAUGGCCAAAAUGCAAUUGCCGGCCUUAUAUUCAAUACAUUUACCGCAUAUUCAAAUAUUAAUCACACAUGUCCCAUCAAUCAUGACAUAAUAUUGGAGAAGUUGCCAAUUCAAUAUGUGAACAAAAUGGCACAGCCUUUUAUUCCCCAAGGUCCAUAUUUGUUGAAUCUAUCCUGGUAUACUGACAAUAUUGCACGUGCUGAUGUCAUUGUCUACUUCACAAAAUCUUAA